This is a messenger RNA of Staurois parvus, 324 nucleotides long. NCBI's taxonomy places the organism in Eukaryota, Metazoa, Chordata, Amphibia, Anura, Ranidae. The record is from the annotation of a GenBank genome assembly.
UUAACCACUUCCUGUCCGGACCAUGUCUAUAAACGGCCAGAUAGGAGCACUGCCAAAGCAGGUCGACAUUUCUAAACGUCACCCGCAUUCACUGCCUGUGCACGCUCCCUGUGAUACAGCGGAACACCGAUUGCAGUACGGGACCUCUGUGUGAGGUCCUGAUUCAUGUGAUCACUAAUUGGCCAAUCAGUGAUCACAUGAGCAGUAGUAAACAAGAUGUCACUUCCUGACAUCAUUGCUUACUAUGCGUGAAAUCUGUGAAUGAUCACAGCGGUCACAUGCCUUGCACCAUGUGACAAGCUGUGACCAAUCACAGCUCUCACA